UCUGUUUUGUUUCCGGGUCAAACAUAAAUGAACGUUCUGGGAAAAUCUGGUAAAACGUGCGUUUCAAAUGGGGAAUUGUCUUUAUCAGUGUUACUGAGAGGACAAACGGGAUGCUUGUGUUUUAAUAAGCAUCUUCAUACCUGCCAGCCAGGAUGGAUCUUGGUAAGGCAAAGCUGCUCCGGACAGGCCUCAACACUCUACACCAAGCCAUCCACCCUGUGCAUGGGAUAGCGUGGACAGACGGCAAGCAGGUCUGCCUCACAUCUCUCUACCUCCAGAAUGGGGAGAUCAAGUUCGGGGACACCAAUGUUAUCGGACAGUUUGAGCAUGUCUUCGGGCUCUUCUGGGGCCCACUGUGCUGCUCAGACUCUCCUGCGUUACUGGCGGUUCAGCACAAGAAGCACGUUACAGUGUGGCAGCUGCAGCUCAGUGCCCUGGAGCAGAACAAGCUGCUGUGCACGCAGACCUGUGAGAUGAGCGAGCCUUUCCCCCUUCUCUCCCAGGGCUGUGUUUGGCAUCCGAAACUGGACAUCCUGGCCGUGCUGACCAAGAGGGACACUUCUGUGCUGUUUUCUGUGCGGGUGGACAACAGGAGGACCAAAGCAGAAAUCAAAAGUAGUGGACUGAUCCACUGUGCAUGCUGGACAAAGGAUGGGACCCGACUGGUUGUGGCUAUAGGCAGUGCUCUCCACUCUUACAUCUGGAAUGACAUCCAGAAGAGUCUGGUGGCCUGCUCCUUCUGCCCUGUGUUUGAUGUUGGAGGCUACAUCUGUGCCAUUGAGGCUACAGGGGAAGCUCAGGUAGCUGUGGCUACAGAGCUGCCUCUGGAUAAACUCUGCGGGUUAAAUGCGGGCAUUGCCUUUGACCUACCCUCAGAGACUGAGUCCCACGGCGCACAUGUUCCCAUGUCAGAGGACGACAACGUCUUUUACUCAAGAAGAAGAUCCUCUGAAUCUGAGAGGUCUUACUUACCAAGCCCAGGCCCUCUGGAUCUCACCCAACUCUUGGCGAGGCACCGGCGCUCUGACCCCAGUCCCCUCAUUCACUUGCGUCGUCGGGAUACUGUCACUGGCACAGGCCAGGACUCCUCACACCUCAUCCUGGUCACAUAUGAGCGUAAAGUCACCACAACUCGUAAAGUCAGUAUCCCUGGGAUUUUGGUUCCAGACAUUGUUGCAUUUGACCCACGUGGUUCUACAGUUGCAGUGGCCUCCAACACCUGCAACAUGGUGCUUGUGUACUGCAUCACAGCCUCAGCAAUGCCCAACAUCCAGCAGAUCUCUCUGCAGGCAAAUGAGAGGCCCAAAGGGGUCUGCUUCCUUAAUGACAAGUUACUGCUGUUGAUGGUGGGUAGGCAGAAGUGCAAUGAUCCUGCCUUUCUUCCAUCUUCUAACACGGAUAAAUACAUUCUUCAUCUCCUAGCCAAAGAGUUAAUAAACAAUGGAGAGACUCCCAUCCCAACAUCUCCUUCUCCUCACAAUCACGAGUCGACGACUAAUUUCAUCCCGAGGAUUAGGAGGCACUCCGAGAACUUGACAAAGGAUGACAGGGAGCGUACAGGGAUAAAGGAUUUGGUGUUGCCUGGAGGGGGAGUCAUUCGUUCGCCAGCAAACAGGCGCAGGCUGGUGGAGGAGGUGAGGAGCAGCGAGCCGAGCCCUGUCACCAGUUCUGUGGAUUUCUCUGAUCGAGUAUCAGACAGAGCCACGUCCAGUGCCUCCUCCAUCACGGUGGAGAACUUCGACAUGGACCACGUCAACCGCAUAAGCAGCUUGGCCUUAGCCGGCCAGGCCAGCAGAGACUCCAGCCGGGCUGCAUCACCUCGUCUAGAGCCCUCAGAGAAGUUUCACUCUGAUGCGACCUUACCCAUGCCUGAAAAGACACCCCAAGUCCCCCCCAGAGACCGCGCUGUGGAGCAGCUCGCCCACAACAUGGAGAGGCUUUUUAAUCGCUUUGCAGACGUACAGCAAUGCCUGACAGACAUCAGGGAUUACACACAGAAUGGGAAGAAGGCCUCAAGCAUCUAUCCUAAUGCCUCUGAACCCCCCUACAUCAAUGUGACGUGUCAGAAGCAGUUAUCAGAAAAUGUGUUCAUCGAUGAGCGGAGGCCGGUGCUGCUGUGUGAUGGGAAGCUGUGUCUGCGUGCCCUCCAGGAACUCUUCAACCUAACCAUUGUAGAGAUGAUGUAUGGUCCUUUGUGGAUCGUUCUUGUGGCAGAUGCAGACGGCUAUGUGCCGCUAACGUUCAAGCCCAAAGAAGAACUCACAGUGCGUAACGGAAAGAGGAAAACCAACAUAAGAACUCCAGAGAGUUCCUGCCCACCCAGUCCAGCGCCGGGUCAAAACCCCAACACAUCCAUCGAGGCCUCCACAUAGUGCUUCUUAACACCCAGCUCAGUUAGUGGACUCCUGCAGGGCAAUCUGUGCUGCUUCAGUGUAUUUGUCUGAAUCCUAGAAUGCGAGGUAAAGUGGAUUUGGCCUGAACGUGUAGAGCAGCAUCAUCGCAGAUCAAGAGAUUUAUUUUUGUAAUGACCAAAAGUCAUGUUUUCAAAAGGGCUAUCCAUCUAUGUUGUGUUAGGCCGAUACAUAUUGCUACUUUGUAAUGAAGGCUCAACGGAAAGGUUGAUGUUUUGUUGAAAAAAUGCAGUUAAGUCCUUGCAGACUGAUAAUAGUGCCAUGGCCUGCUAAAAGAAAACUUGGGGUGUGUUAAUGUCCCCAGAUAAUGACAUAUGAAGUGAAUGUUUUGGUCUUUAUUAGUUGUAAUCUGAAGAGUGUUGAUGCUGUGCAUGGAAUUGAGAUUUUGCCCAAGAGCACUUAGCGCGAAUGGUCGACACACAUAAGCAUAUCUAAAAUGCUGAUGAAAGCCCAUUAGAGGCACUUUUUCUUCUGCAAGAAUGUUAGAAAGUGUAGUAACACAACUGUCCACUAGAGGGGUGACACUCAUUGUCAUGCAGUGCUGUUCAGAGCUUUACCAAAGACCAAAAACGUGUGUUUGUGUGGAGCGACAUCCCUUGGUAGCCUUUUUGAACAUUAAAAUUUCUGAAAAUAA
Molecule: messenger RNA, 3045 nt
Organism: Notolabrus celidotus (New Zealand spotty)
Lineage: Eukaryota; Metazoa; Chordata; Actinopteri; Labriformes; Labridae
Gene: wdcp
Product: WD repeat and coiled coil containing
Exons: 4
Coding region: 153-2372 (739 amino acids)
Molecular function (GO): kinase binding
Source: RefSeq, a predicted model, not a curated record